Messenger RNA from Patiria miniata (bat star), 1076 nucleotides. It is a transcript of the gene ndufb7, whose product is annotated as NADH dehydrogenase [ubiquinone] 1 beta subcomplex subunit 7-like. Gene Ontology annotation, cellular component: mitochondrion. The transcript has 3 exons. NCBI's taxonomy places the organism in Eukaryota, Metazoa, Echinodermata, Asteroidea, Valvatida, Asterinidae. The coding region runs from base 83 to 463 and encodes 126 amino acids. The record is from RefSeq and is a predicted model, not a curated record.
GUUGGCCUAGCCUAGCCUGAGAUCGAUGGGCUUAUAACGGGACAGUAGCAAACAGUGCAAAACUUGCAAAGUCCCAAUUAAAAUGGGGCAUGUGUGGUCUGCAUACGUGACUAGUCCGGACACUGCUCCUGAUCUGCACAAAUUACCAACUUUUAAUCCACUUUAUGGGUUCCCAGAGGGUAGAGAAGAAAGGGUGAUGAUUGCAACGCAGGAGGAAAUGAACAAAGCUCAAGUCCCUCUGGAUCGCAGAGAUUACUGUGCUCAUCUCUUCAUUGCGUGGUAUAAGUGUAGAAGAGACAACUUCCCCAACGUGUUUGCCUGCAAGCAUUCAAAACAUGACUAUGAACACUGUGAAUAUGGAGAUUUUGUGAUGCGUAUGAAGGAGUACGAACGAGAGAAGCGAUUGCUAGCACGGGCUAAGAGGAAGAGGCUACGAGAGGAAAAGGAAAAGCUCAAAGAUUGAAACAAAGUUGCUUUUAUUGUUUAGAUGUGUGUGUUUAGUAAGAUUUCAAAAAAAAAAGAAACAUGAAAACAGAUUUUCAAGGAAGUUUAAAGUUCAGUUGAAGAUUGAAAUUGAAUUAAAGAGAACUUAAGAUGAUGCCGUUCAUGAUUCUGGAAUUUGUUGGAAAAGACAUGGGGAGAGAUUGCAUACAUUGUAUUAAAUUGGAGGGGAUUGCUUGAUUGUGAUGUUACAUGUGUAUCAUAUUGCAUCAAUUGUCAUUUCUUUGACUGUGCCACUUCUUGAGUAACUUUAUAAUGUUGUGUGCUGAAACUAUCUGCCAAUAAGUGAAUCAGACAUUUGUUCAUCACCCAUGUCAUCAGAUAUACUCAGUUUUAAACAUAUUAAACAAUUGUUGCAGUGGGUCCACAGGAUGAAUAGAUUCGAACCAUCUUAUUGACAAACAUAUAAUUUUUGUUUGCUGUAUUUUCACCAAUGACACCUUCCCUGUUGUGCAACUUCUACUAGGUUUUUCUAGCACAGUUGUGCUGUGAAGAAUGAUAUCCCUAGUGUAUCCUUUGUGUUUGAAGCAUGAAAUGAGUCAGAUAAUAAAGACAUUUUAGUUGUACAAGUUCAA